Gigantopelta aegis is the source of this 2099-nucleotide messenger RNA. RefSeq lists its product as uncharacterized. The transcript has 3 exons. Lineage: Eukaryota; Metazoa; Mollusca; Gastropoda; Neomphalida; Peltospiridae. The record is from RefSeq and is a predicted model, not a curated record. The coding region runs from base 79 to 531 and encodes 150 amino acids. Gene Ontology annotation, biological process: positive regulation of voltage-gated potassium channel activity; sleep; regulation of synaptic transmission, cholinergic.
CUUACAAAGAGAGUUUAGUCCUUGUUUACCACAGAAGUGGCAGGCUGAUUUUAAAGAAGAGCGGACACAUGAUCGCAAAUGAACAGGAUUUACCACUUGCUUUUCGUUUUGUUUAUCUGCGAGAUAACUGAGGCAAGAGUGAAGCAGCCACUGGGAUGUUUUACGUGCACGUCUCUGAACGGCAGCAACCCCAGCUGCGAGGAUCCCUUUAGUCCCGCGGCAGGGACGUACGACCCCGACUGUCAGCAGGGCGUCGAAAAUCGUGUGGGAGUGUUCCCCGCAAAAUACUGCACCAAGAUAAAGGGCAAAUAUAAGAACUCGAACCUGACGAUGUUGGUUCGGUCGUGCGGCAUGUCGGCCAUGCUCAACACAUGUGGACCGUUCGAGUUCAAGGGCAAGAUCUACAACGGCUGCCUUAUGUCCUGCCGAGGCACCGGCUGCAACCAAGCAAACGUCAUCACGGCUGUGACAUCACCACUACUCUUCCUAUUGUGCUGCCUAUCACUCUGCCUCAGAACGCUUGCAUACUAAACUUUCAUCGACAACGUUUAUUUAAUCAACUCACUGGAGACGGAACUGACAAGAUGACUGGCCGUGCCUAAUUUAACAUUAAUUAAUACCCCAUCACCAUUUUCUCUUGUAGAUACCGAUGACAAAUGUACAGAUAGGGCCUGUGUUUUUUUUCCUGCUUUUUAAUUGAUUGAUCUUAGGUGUGAAUUCUGAACUUUCUACUAGUUGUAUUUCAUGACAUUGAUACAAAUGGUUUCUGGAUUAAAGGACAUUGAUGGAGUCUUUUUACACCAAAUUCAUGAUAUCUGUACACUAAACAACAGCAUUUUUCUCUGUCUAUUUCUUCUCCCCCCCCCCCCCCCCCCUUCUUUCUUUCUUUCUUUCUUGUUUGUGUGUCAGUAUUGUUGUAAGGGUUUUGAAAAACGUCUUUUUUUGGCUUCUACUUUCACACCACCCACAAAACAAAUGAUUACUAGUAUGUGAAAUAUAUUUCACUAAAUUUAUUUUUGUAUGAUACAAAUAUAAGCAAUAUUGGUUGAAUGAUAAUACUGGUUUAAGCAUAUCUAGGCAUAGGCCAAACUGCCCAUCCAUUCCUAAACAUGUAACGGAAUACUGUCUGAUUCAGUAAUGCACAUUGGGAAACACCGAUUGUAAUCCACUGAACUCGUUUAUUUUUUAUCAUUUAAAACAUUAAUGUAUAACUUGUUUAAAUCACUGUUGUGAGGAAUCUGGAAUACAUUAUAUUCGAUUAUGUAUGUCACAGAGUAGAAGCUCCUGUCGAUUGCCACUCAACUUUAAAAUGUUUUAACAAUGUCUUGUUCGGAUACUUCGAGGAAAUUAAAAAUAUGUGACUGAUUCCGUUUUAUUUGUGUUAAUAUUUUAUUUUUAAAAUUAUUUUUAUUUUUUCUAAAAACUAAUAUUAUUAUGCCAACACUUGAAAUACAUUCAUGGCAUAAUCCGAGUAGGCUGUAGUCUAUUGCAGGAACUAGCUAUUGACGAAUUUUGAUUUACGAGAAUUUAGUGGAGUAGUUACUGACGAAAGAAUAGAAGAUUAAUUUUAGUUUACUAGACGUCAUGUGUGUACAUAAUUUUAGUUUUAAUGUCACAUUUCUCCACAAUAUGUUGCUGAUUAGUUUUUAUUAGAUACAUUUCCACUUAUGACGAGUAUUUCGGCUGUACUUUGUUUUAAUGAUUUAUACUCAUUUGUUCUAUUGCUGUUUGUAGCUUUACGGUUUUAGUCCAACAUAGCACCAUAUUAGUAUGCAUGUGAGCCGUUUUUGUUAUUUGUUGUUGUUGUUGUUAUUAUUAUUAUUAUUAUUAUUAUUAUUAUUAUUAUUUUAGAUUUGUUUGUGUUCGUAGGGUUUGGGGAGAGUGGGGGUGGGGUGGGGUGUUCGUGGAAUUGUAUGUCAUUUACUAUAUGGAAUAUCUUUAAAUAUUAUUGUCAGUGUUGUUUAAAUUUUCUUAUUUUAUAAUUACAUUUAUUUUGUUAUUACAUUUAUUAUUAAACCAGUCGGUUAAAAUCUAUAAAACCUUUUUUGUUUCCUUUUUUUUGACACUGAGCACCGACUUUAAAUAAAAGAUUAUUUUGA